Messenger RNA from Myodes glareolus (Bank vole), 1634 nucleotides. The record is from RefSeq and is a predicted model, not a curated record. NCBI's taxonomy places the organism in Eukaryota, Metazoa, Chordata, Mammalia, Rodentia, Cricetidae.
GCUCCCACCCUGACGUCACCCUGAGCUUCCAUAUAAGGCCCCGCCCGCGCGCGGCUCGGCGUGCUGGAGCCUCUGUCGCCGAACCCAUACCACGCUGCUGUGCGCCAGAAGCUGCUCAUCGUGCACUACCGGUCCCAAAAGCUUCAAAGUCCAACAAGAUGGCAACGCUCAAGGACCAGCUGAUUGUGAAUCUCCUUAAGGAAGAACAGGCCCCCCAGAACAAGAUUACGGUUGUUGGGGUUGGUGCUGUUGGCAUGGCUUGUGCCAUCAGUAUCCUAAUGAAGGACUUGGCGGAUGAGCUUGCCCUUGUUGAUGUCAUGGAAGACAAACUGAAGGGAGAGAUGAUGGAUCUUCAGCACGGCAGCCUUUUCCUUAGAACACCGAAAAUUGUCUCUGGCAAAGACUAUAGCGUGACUGCCAACUCCAAGCUGGUCAUCAUCACAGCGGGGGCCCGUCAGCAGGAGGGAGAGAGUCGACUCAAUCUGGUCCAGCGAAACGUGAACAUCUUCAAGUUCAUCAUUCCCAACGUUGUCAAGUACAGUCCAAACUGCAAGCUGCUCAUUGUUUCCAACCCAGUGGACAUCUUGACCUACGUGGCCUGGAAAAUUAGUGGCUUUCCCAAGAACCGAGUCAUCGGGAGUGGCUGCAACCUGGACUCAGCGCGGUUCCGUUACCUGAUGGGAGAACGGCUGGGUGUUCACCCACUAAGCUGUCAUGGCUGGGUCCUGGGGGAGCACGGGGACUCCAGUGUGCCUGUGUGGAGUGGUGUGAAUGUCGCUGGUGUCUCCCUGAAGAAUCUGAACCCAGACCUGGGCUCCGAUGCAGACAAGGAACAGUGGAAGGAGGUUCACAAGCAGGUGGUUGACAGCGCCUAUGAGGUGAUCAAGCUGAAAGGUUAUACGUCCUGGGCCAUUGGCCUCUCUGUGGCUGACUUGGCAGAGAGCAUAAUGAAGAAUCUGAGGCGGGUGCACCCCAUUUCCACCAUGAUUAAGGGUCUCUAUGGAAUCAAGGAUGAUGUCUUCCUCAGUGUCCCCUGUGUCCUGGGACAAAAUGGAAUCUCCGAUGUUGUGAAGGUGACUCUGACUUCUGAAGAGGAAGCCCGCUUGAAGAAGAGUGCAGAUACGCUCUGGGGGAUCCAGAAGGAACUGCAGUUCUAAAAGUCCUCAGAUGUCCUAGCGCUUCACUGUCCGGGCUGCAGCAGGGUUUCUAUGGAGACCGCACACUGUCUCCUCAUCUGAGCUGUGGGUAGGGCAGUUGUGUUCCCACAGCUCUACCCUGAUGCUAUGUGGUACUUGUGUAGUGGUGACCUGGUUGGUGUGACAGUCCCACUGUCUCCAAGACACUGCCAAUUGUGUGCAGGCUUCAGUUACCCUGUGAACCUGCUGUGUCUGGGCUAUGCACCCUCACCAGACAUGGCUAGGCCAAUGAUUUCCCAGUUAGUCAUAACCUGGCUCCAGUGUGUAAAUCCAUUGUGCAUAUCUUGUGCAUAACUGUUCUAAAGGAUAUUAUUUUGUGUAUUAUGUGUCUAGUGUACAUUGAAAUAUUAUGUAAAAUGUAAGAUCUGCAUAUGGAUGAUGCAACUAACUACCCAAGUGUCAUGCCAAUGAAAGCACCAAAUAAACCUUGAACAGUGA